AUGGGCAGUUUGCUGGAACCAGUCAUCCCCAUUGGCUACAGUGGGCGUUCAGGUCUCUAUGUCAUGCCAUAUGUCGUGAACGAGGAAAAGUACGCUGAUUGGCACAAAUUUUAUGCAAAGCCAGGACUUGCCGUGUCAUCAGGCUUCAUGCAGGCCAAUGAAACGUGGCUUCGGGAAUUCCUGGGCGACAAAUUCCCGGUUUGCAAGCAUCGCGACUAUCCUUCUUGUGGAACUGGAGGUCUUGAGGGCUUCUGGGUUCCUGAUCAUUGUAUGGAGAACGUUUCCUCGUGUAUUGUGGUGGAAAUGGGCGAGCCAGGCUGGGAUGAAGGCUACUUCGAGCAGGUGAUCAACAACCUUAAGCUGCCGAUGAUCUUUGCAUAUCUUGGAAGUGAAGGCCUCGCAAGACGUCGCCUCGAAUUGGAAACCUCUCAGGAGAAAGUUGUGUGGUACUCAUGGUCGUCCAACUGGGGUGCUGACUUCUAUGGCGGUGUUCGCAUCUCUUUGCCAGAUCCUGCGAGCACUUCCGUGAUACAGGGCUACUGGAACUAUCCCAAUGGGACAUUGGCGGUAGAUUAUCCGGAUGUUGUACUGCUCAAGUUGCUGUCCAGGAAAUUGUUUCCCAAAGCCCCAGAAGCAUAUUGGAUGCUGAGAAACUUCAAAAUCGAGCCGCGAGAGCUUUUUGAGCUGCUGGGCACGACUGGCACAAGUAGUGAAGCGGAACGGCUCGCUGCGGCCUGCCAGUGGCUCAAGACAAAGCAUAGCAGAAUCACCGACUGGGCCCCUUCAUGUACCAGAAAUGCUUCAGACACUGCCGUUUUUGACCGGAGCGCGGGUUCUUGCUCCAUGACCAGCAAGCGAGAGAAAUGCUUCUCCGAAAGUAGCACCAUCGAUAACUCCAAGACUGUGAUACGCCUUGGACGGCGGGAUUGGCUUUCUCAUGACUUGAUGCGCUCGGUCGCGGGCCUUCUGUUGUCUGAGAAGCUGGGCUACUCCGUGCGAUACAUGGAUGUGAGUGCCAUUAGUGCCAAAGAAUGGGUUCGGAUCCUUGAAAGCAACGAGAUGGACGCAGAGAUGGAAAGUUGGCAGGUGGACAUCUACAACGACUUGACCUCUCUUGCAGGAAACGGCGUCAUUGCCACUCCAACAGAAAUUGGCUGGGUUGGUCGUGAAGGGCUUUUCUUCAUGCCGGGUUUGGUGGCUUCAGACAUCACUUGGGCGGUCGACUUCUAUAAAUUUUACGAAGGUCCAGAAGCCAGGUUGCAGAAUUUCACCGUUUUCGACCAUGCAGAAGCCUUGAGCCGGAUGAAUGGUGCUUCGUUCUGCGCCAACCUCGGCCCUACCGAUCCGGUGCCGCCUUGGUGUGUAGGAGCCUUCAGCAGCAGUUGGGAGCCUCCACUCUGUGGCACUUCGCCAUGCAUUGAAGGAGUGAUGGGCAGUCCUCUGUGGGCUCAAGGCACUUUUGAGCAGCUGGCGGCCAACCACAAUCUGAGCAUCGCUUUUGCAUAUUACGGAAACAAGCAAUUGGAGAUCCUGAACAGCCUCCGCAGCAAGGGAAAGAACGCCGUCUUCUACGGAUACCUUCCCUCGGAAUUUGCGUCGAAAUUGGGCAUCUCGCAGACUAUGGGUCGGAUUUCCUUUCCGGAUUACAAGGUCGGGUGUGCAAGCGUCGUCGCACAGUCCCCGUAUGGACCUCGAACCUGUGAUAUUCCGCCCACAGUGAUUUACAAGAUCCGCCGCCAUGAUUUAGCAGCAAAGGCACCUGAAGCCGCCUAUGUGAUCGACAACUUGCAGAUUUCGCCAGAGCAGGUGGAGCUCAUGCUGAAGAUGCAUGAGGGAGGGGGCGGGAACCUCACCACUGAGCAGACCGCCUGUGAGUUUUUGAAGCAGCAGCCAGAUGUUGUGUUGAAGGCCGUACCUGAGUGCAUCACGAAUCCAAUCCAGAACCCGAAGAUUGGAGAUGUUGUCUGGAAUGCAGCGGAACUCUCCUGUCAACAACUCUUUUGCCCCAAGAACCAGGUCCUCAUCUAUGACAGCGCCGCUGGUUUGAUUCGCUGCCGGGAGUGCAAACAGGAGAAUGCUGGCACGGUGCCUUCACCAGACCAGAUGUCCUGUAUGCCUUGCCCUGCGGGUUCGGAACCCGACAGCGAAGGAGCCAAGUGUCAGGCUUGCCCACCCGGACGCUAUGCCCCCGAAGCAGCCACACCUCAGUGCCAGGCAUGUCCGCAAGGUGAGUACAACCCUCUACGAAACCAGUCACGUUGCGCAGUGUGCCCUUUUGGGGCCCAUUGCUACGGUGGUUUCAAUGGUACGGGAGCGACGUCCUUUUACGCCGACGAGGGUUUUUACUUGCUGGGAAGCGAUGAGGAUGUGACUCGAGAAUUUGAAGCCAAGAUGUCGACUUGCGCGGACUGCUGGCGCAGCGAUGCGCCCUUCGAUGCCCUUGGACCCUUCGAAUGUUCUGUGCGCUCGGCGUGUCUGGGGAACAACAGCUGCCUGGUGGUGGAAGGCGAACUGGCCAUGGAUGGACCGCUCUGUGGAAGUUGCACCAAAGGCUUUCAACGCAGCAGCCCUGAUGAGCCUUGCAGCCGUUGCCCACCAGAUUGGCUUACUGUCACAGUCAUUGUGGUGGUAACUGUUGGGGGAAUGCUUGGUCUAUGCAUCCUCUCCUGGUCACAGGAAGCCGCCAUGGGAAAUUUGCGUGGAGUGUACUCCAUUGUGUUCAAGAUCUUGUGCAACUUCUUUGUUCAAUUGAAGGCAGUUGGUCAGGUUACGGACUUGAACAGCCUCAUCAAGGAUCUUGGGACGGACAGCUUCAGCCGUACCAUUCUCACCUCCCCGAUUGCAAUGUCUUUGGGUAUUGGAGAUGUGCUGGAGAAUCCUUCCACCUCCAUUUUCUCUCUGGAGUGCUUGAUGAUGACAGGUGGCAACAGCGUUUCCGAGAGCCACUACCUGAAAGUUUUGGGUGCCUUGUUUUUCUUACCUGCCAUGCUCCUUCUGAUGUUGGUCUCGGUGGCCGUGUGCACCUGGAUCUGGUCGUCCUGUUGCCAUCGUCGCCAGCGCUGGGGCGAAACGUCCCUGUCCUUUCGUAUCUUAUUGACCUUCUCCUCCCUGGCGGUGUUGGCCUUGUACUUUUUGCAGCCAAUGGUCACCUCUCAGCUCCUUGCAGCCUACAACUGCCGAGACAUGGAUGACGGAGGGCAUCGACUGGACACGGCACGCUGGGCUCUUGACAUGAGUGUUGACUGUAACAGUCCUGUUCACCAGAAAUGGCAACUUGUGACUUCCAUUGGCUUGCUGAUUUGGUCCUUCGGAAUUCCCUUGAUUUUGUACAUCAUUCCGUGGGCGAUUCUGAAGUGGACAUCGUACACGCUGCAAAGCAAGGAGAUGUGGACGGUUUUUGGCUUCCUUUAUGACGGAUUUGAGCCAGACUUCUGGUACUACGAGUCCUUCAUGAUGCUGAGAAAAACAUAUAUUUUGAUUGCAGCGAACAUCAUGUGGUUAAGUCCUGAAACUCGAACUGUGGUUCUUCUUACCUUGGUGAUCUAUUUCCGCUACAUGCACCUGAGAGAUUUGCCCUAUGAUAACCGUGCCUACAUGGGAGUGGAUCGCUUGCAGUUUCAGUCUUUAGCCACCUUCACCUGGCUCCUGCUGGGCCGGCUCUUCCGCACCAUGCUCGAGCUAACGGACAACGCGCUGGCGAAGGAUUGGUCGCCUGCUUUCUACCUCCCAGCCAUGCUCAACUUCUUCUUCCUAGUAGGAAGAGCUAUUUAUUUGAUCCUGCGGGAGGUCAUUUGGCCUCUGCAAUCGCCCCCAACAUUGAUGCCAAAGUGUGUGCGAGAUCGCUUGGACCACAGAGUGACUUUCUCGUUCAUUCCGCCAGCAGUGUUUGAUGUGGAUGCCAAGCAACAGCAUUUCCACCGCGUUGAGCAUGGAAGCCUUUCGGCCGACAACAUGGCAGACCUGGCAGAAGAUUGGAAUUUGACCAGCACGCCUGCCUUGCCAAACCAGGAGCGAGAGAUCUUGAAGACCAUCCUGACCGAAACGGCGGAAGUCCUCCUGCGAAGGCAUGAAAUCGUGCAUGGAGAGGCUGCUCAGGUGAUCUAUUUGCCAACCUUCCUGUUACAGAUGGAGCGUGUCCUUGUGGCUGCGAUGCAACUGGGCAGCAUGAAACAUCUCGAUGUCAUGUCAAGUCAGCUGGCAAUGUGGUACCGAUGCCGUGCUUCCAGGUGCUAUGCGGUGAAGUCUCGAAUCAUCAACGAAGAAUUGGUGCCCUGCCUUGAUGGCUGCGGCCUAGGGGCUCUGCAUGGCUCUGCCUAG
Cladocopium goreaui is the source of this 4317-nucleotide messenger RNA. The record is from the annotation of a GenBank genome assembly. Lineage: Eukaryota; Dinophyceae; Suessiales; Symbiodiniaceae.